Messenger RNA from Penicillium macrosclerotiorum, 681 nucleotides. RefSeq names its product glutathione S-transferase tpcF (gene tpcF). Bases 1 to 681 code for a protein of 226 amino acids. The record is from RefSeq and is a predicted model, not a curated record. The transcript has a single exon. NCBI's taxonomy places the organism in Eukaryota, Fungi, Ascomycota, Eurotiomycetes, Eurotiales, Aspergillaceae.
AUGUCAUCCAAUCUCUUACCAAUCAAGGUCUGGGGUCAGGGUGGCCCUAAUCCACCCCGUGUGGCCAUCAUCAUCGAGGAGCUGGGCCUGCCGCACGAGUUUGUACCGAUUCAGCUCUCACAGGUCAAGGACCCGGAAUAUCUCGCCGUCAACCCCAAUGGACGACUGCCCGCAAUCUACGACCCGAAUACUGACCUCACUCUGUGGGAGUCUGGCGCCAUUGUCGAGUACCUGAUUGAGCAGUACGAUACCGAGCACAAAAUCAGCUUCCCAAAGGGCAGCAACGAUGCCUAUCAUGCUCGCCAGUGGCUCUUCUUCCAGGCCUCGGGCCAGGGCCCAUACUACGGACAGGCCUGCUGGUUUAAGAAGUACCACCCGGAACACGUCCCAAGCGCACUGGAACGGUACAUUAAGGAGAUGAACCGCGUAUCUGGUGUGGUGGAGGGCUAUCUGGCGAAGCAGCCGGCCGGCGGUGAUGGUCCAUGGUUGGUUGGGGGCAAGUGCUCCUUCGCUGACCUCGCCUGGGUCAGUUGGCAGAUCACUUUGACCAAGAUCAUCCAGCCCGAGGACGGCUACGAUGUACAGAACUUCCCUCAUCUCAAGGCAUGGUUGGAUCGGAUGACGGCUCGUGAGCCAGUGAAAAAGGUCUUGGCCGCCGUGAUGCCUCCUGUCGCGCGUUAG